This is a messenger RNA of Coccomyxa subellipsoidea C-169, 1297 nucleotides long. RefSeq names its product phosphoglycerate mutase-like protein. Gene Ontology annotation, molecular function: phosphatase activity. The transcript is spliced from 6 exons. The record is from RefSeq and is a predicted model, not a curated record. The coding region runs from base 175 to 978 and encodes 267 amino acids. Lineage: Eukaryota; Viridiplantae; Chlorophyta; Trebouxiophyceae; Coccomyxaceae. Gene Ontology annotation, cellular component: cytoplasm.
AUUUCUUAAAGCACAUUAGCACAAAGCGACGAGAAGGGCAAGCAUUUUGCAGUGUUUGAUAAAGAAUCGAGUGGGGCACUCUGUUGACAGGACGCCAUGAGCGGUGCAGAAGCACAGCACAAUGACUCUGAAGGAGAGACUGAGCACACUUCUUCUGCUUGGCCUGUCAUACAGAUGUUUCCCGUGCGGCACUGCAAGGUUGUCCAUUUCGUCAGACAUGGGGAGGGAUACCAUAACGUAGCAGGCAAGAAGGACUACUCGCAGUACAAGAGAUGGGACCUUGAGGACGCCCACCUGACUGCACAUGGUUGGGAGCAGGCGCAUGCACUGCGGAAGCACUUGGCGCAGCUUCCAGAGCCCCUGAAUGUAGAGGCGGUGAUCAUGUCGCCUCUGUCCCGUGCGCUGCAAACAGCGGUGGGUGCCUUCGGAGGCGAUGCAUGCCAGUCAGGUGAUCCAGGGAAAGUCCUGAUGGUGGCCCAGGACGCAGUGCCUGAGAAGCAGGUGCAGCAUGAAGCUGUCUCAUCUGCUGGCUGCCCUCCUUUCAUCGCAUGGGAGUACUGCAGAGAGCAUCUUGGCCUGCACCCAUGCGAUAGGAGAGGGAAGGUUUCAAUGCUCCAGAAGACCUACCCGGCUGUGGAUUUCUCGCUGAUAGAGACAGAGGAAGAUGAGUUGUGGAAGCCUGACUCCAGGGAGACGCACGCAGAGAUCCGUGCAAGGGGUGCAGCAUUCAUCAAAUGGCUGCUGGCUAGGCCAGAGCGUCGCCUGGCUGUCGUGUCCCACUCUUCCUUCUUGUUCUACCUGAUGCAAAAUUAUGGCCACCAGAUAUCGACAACAGUGCAAGGGGAGCUCAGACGCUGGUAUGAGAAUUGCGAGAUGCGGACAGUGAUAAUCUCAGAUGGGGGCGGCGACUCAGGAGGUCUGGACCCACUCUGGUUCCCAGGCGGACACAAGCUUGACGGUUAUACUGAUAAGUCCUAGACAGCUGUCUAUUGCAGUGGGAAUACAGCAAGGCACGUCCUUUGUGAGCCUUUAAGAAUGACAUUUGUGGAUGCAAACAUGUCAUCAGAAUUGACAUGAAUGGGCAUGUCGGAGCAGAAUGGGCUAGGAAUUCAUUGAGGAAUUCUUACAUCCUUCUACCAUAAAAACGAUUCGCAAAUUGAUCAAAGACAAAUGGCCACAGCCAUUCACAAAGUAUCCAGCCAAUUUCUAAGGGCGUCUGCUGCCUCCCUCCAGCGAGUGUCCUGAAGAGCCAACAAGUUGUCAACAGGGCUCUUUCCCAUGUUGAAGAGGUCAGCAU